AUGAAUUCCAGAAACUCUUCUCUUCUCUGCGUAGCCCUCGCUCUUCUGGCUUUGUCGUCGGCCGUUAAGGCCUUCGACAUCACAAAAAUGCUGGCACAAUACCCAGACCUUAGUUCAUUCAAUCAACACCUUACCGAAACCAAGCUUGCUGAUCAGAUCAAUAGCCGUCAAACCAUCACCGUCCUCGCCGUCGACAACUCCGGCAUCUCCGCCCUCUCCGGCAAGCCACCGGCCACCAUCAAGGCCAUCCUCAGCACUCAUGUCGUCCUCGACUACUACGACGAGAUGAAGCUCAUGUCCUCCGUUGAGAACCAACAGACUCAAUUGACCACUCUCUACCAAACCACCGGUCCCACCAAUAGCCAAAUGGGCUUCAUCAAGGUCGGCUUGAUCGGUGAGGGUGAGAUCGCUUUCGGCUCCGCCGUCAGUGGCGCCCCCCUCGACGUCGAACUCGUCAAGACCGUCGUCUCUCAGCCCUACAACAUUUCUAUCCUCCAAGUCACCAGACCAAUUAUUGCCCCUGGCAUUGAUGGACAAUCGUCAAAAUCAGCAUCGUCACCGGCUUCAUCAUCGGCACCAAAAGCGGAGGCUCCAUCAUCGGCACCAAAAGAAAAGGCUCCAUCAGCAUCAUCGCCAUCUCCAUCAUCAGAGACACCAGCAGCAAAGGCUCCGGCUGCAUCAAGGAAGCAGAUAUCACCAUCUUCGGAGACCUCACCUUCGUCUGAGGCCUCGCCGGCACCAGAGAUCUCGCCAUCUCCUGAAGAAGCGGGAGCGCCAUUGUCAGAUGAAGAGGCCCCAAGUGAUGCUCCGGUUCCCGCCAGCGGCAGCUCUCCACGGAUCCAGACGGGACUAGUAUGGGCCGGACUGAUGGGCUUCGUAGCCCUUUUGGUCGCUAUGUAA
Messenger RNA from Neltuma alba, 900 nucleotides. RefSeq names its product fasciclin-like arabinogalactan protein 3. The coding region runs from base 1 to 900 and encodes 299 amino acids. The record is from RefSeq and is a predicted model, not a curated record. Gene Ontology annotation, cellular component: plasma membrane. Lineage: Eukaryota; Viridiplantae; Streptophyta; Magnoliopsida; Fabales; Fabaceae. The transcript has a single exon.